AUGUCCAGUAAUACAUGUUACAGGGGAACGGUUCAGGUUCAAACCCAGGGGGAAGGGAACCUCCUGGGAAGGGAUGGCGGUAGUGUGGAGGAAAGAGACUCGGAUUGUGAAACCGCUAGGGAUUCCGAGGGAGAAAGUACGGGCACCCCUGGUAAAGGCAGCACUAAGCAAGCCUUCCAGGAAAGGGUGAUCAGAGAGCAAAAGGAGGAGGCAGCCCGGGGUAAUAGGGGCAGCCUCACCCCUCUCCGAGACCGGGGACGGGUUAGGAGAGGGGAAGUUGAGAUUAUCGGUGAAUUGUCGGGGUAUUGUGAGGAAGAUGAGGAUGAGAAAGUGUUGAUUGAUUUGGACGGGGAACAAGGCGAGGGGGGGGCUUCAGGGGGCCCAGAGAGAUACAAGCCGUUCUCCUUAGGAGACGUGCAGGCACUAGCAGACAAGAUGCCCCCUCCUGCAGACGGGGGAGGUCACUGGAUGGAUAAAUUAGACCAGCUGACGCAGGGAACAAAGUUGGCCUUGGGUGAUUUCAGAGCAGUGGCUGCGAGGUGCCUCACUAAACAUUCUCUGCAGGAAAUAGAGGAAAGGGCAGGGACACUUACUCGCAGCGACGGUGUGAUUCUAACAGACGUAGUGCUGGGCUUGGGGGAAGCCAUGCGGGAGAUGUUCCCCGCCCCAAGUGGGGCUAGCAUGCCAAAAUUUUCGUGGGACCCUAAAAUACCCCCCAGAGAAUAUCUGGACAAAUGUAAGGAGGAUUGGACGCGGAGAACUGGGUGUCACCCGGGGCAGGCGGGGGUUCAGCAGGAGUGGUUCCGGCGAGCGGUCCUGGAAGGUGUCCCUGAGCAAGUGAAAGCAGCUAUGUUAGCUAAUCCUGACCUCCCAGGCGCUGAGUCCCCCGUGUGGGAUAGACAUGUGUUGCAUCAUCUUCAGAGAGCGAGGGACGAGGCCACAAAAGAGGAAGGAGUAAUCAGGGUUGGGGUCCCCAGCAAUGGGGAAGAGGCCGUGGGGGCCGAGGCCGGGGAGCCGGGAACUGGGGAUGGGGCCGGGGUAUGUCGCAGAGGUGGCCACCGCAGGGAGCUUGUUUCCGGUGUGGGGCUGUGGGUCAUUGGGCCAGGGAGUGCGGAGCAGGACAGGCCCAAGGAGGACCCCCAGCAGGACAAGCGACUGCACCCAAUCCACAGGCUGUUCCCGGAGGAGGGCAGGGGGGCAGACCCCAUGCUGUCCCUAAAGGUCAUGGACAAAGAACUGCCGUUCUUGGUGGACACAGGGGCCACAUAUUCGACUUUGAAUGUGAUGCCUAACCAACAACAUCUUUCCACCACUACAGUGACCGUUGUGGGCUUCUCCGGGGAGGAGCAGAAACUGCCAGUGACUAAGCCUGUGAGAGUGCGGUUGGGGGGACAGACCUUUCUACACCCGUUUGUGGUCUCCGCUGCAGUGCCUGUGAACCUUCUGGGGCAGGACAUGCUGGUGAAGCUGGGGGCUUCAAUUCUGUGUAAUGCUGAGGGUUUGGUUGUCACCCUCCCCGAAGGGACCCGCCUGCCAUGUGACGGAGCGACAGGCGGCACCGGGCAGUGGCUGAUGCAACCUGUGUCACAACAUCCGGUGGCUGACAUCUACUGGGGCCUCCUGCAGCCUAGCCCGGCGGGUAUCCUGGCGGUGUACUCCGCGUGGCGCUCCUGGAUCUCCCUCCUGGAACCCUACGUUCCUCCGCCCGACCCCCCACAUGUGACACUGUUUUAUGACCGAAAUUCCACAGAAUGGUAUGGGGACCUGUUUUCUGAGCAACUGGAAGGCCACGAGUGGCAAGUUGCUUCCCAAAACAUUUAUGUAGGUCCCGAGGGGGUGGCCUCAGCAGUCCACCUGUCUCCUGAGCAACUGCCCUGGUACAGGAUGGGAGAGGAGGCGGUGCCACACGUCUCUCUCGCCCUACAUCCUAAGCAUCAGGCUAAAGAUUUAGGCCCAAUAGUGAAAAGAGCCACUUCAGCUACGGACUGGGUUCUCACUCAGAUCCCUCAAAUCUCGUACUCCCCCUCCUGCAGUUCCUACUGUAUUCAAACUAAGGUGACAGACACAGCCAGGUUACAGCAUGAACAAUUGUCUAGGGACCAUGGUAGGGAAAAGAUGGAUCAUCCCGGUGCAGCAGCACUACUGGCUUCUCUGCCAAACUCACUGUGGUCCACCAGCCCCACUGAUGUUGGUUUGGUGGACUGCACGCCCGUCGACUUCCUACUGCACCCCAGUGCUGGACCCCUCUGGGUCAAGCAAUAUCAACACAAACCAGCUGCAGAGGAAGGGAUAGCAGAGACUGUAGCCGGUCUCUUACGGGCGGGUGUAUUAGAAGGGUCCACCUCUCAGUGGAAUACUCCUAUACUCCCAGUAGAGAAGGCAGGAACAGGCAAGUAUCGUAUGGCGCACGACUUGCGCGCUAUCAAUGAGCUGCUGCUGACUCCCACUGUUCCAGUUCCUAAUCCCUACGUCGCUCUCACCAAUCUUACGCCGUCCCAAACAUGGUUCACUUGCAUUGAUCUGGCUAAUGCUUUCUUUUCUUUACCACUAGCACCCCACUGCAGGGACGUAUUCUCGUUCACGUACAGGGGAUGCCAGUUCAGGUACACGCGACUCCCACAGGGAUUUGCUCUGUCUCCUGGGAUUUUCAACCAGGUGUUGAAGCAGUCGUUGCAGGGCUGCCAUCUCCCGGAUGGGGUCACCCUCGUCCAGUACGUCGAUGACUUGCUUAUCGCGGCCCCGACAGCGGAGGCGGCACUCGAGGCAACGCGGUCAGUGCUCCUCUGGCUGGCAGAAAAAGGAUUUAAGGUCAGUAAGGAUAAGAUACAGGUGGCCCGGACGGUGGUGUCCUUCCUGGGGAGGGUCCUGUCAGGUAAGGGAACAGGGCUCUCUCCGGCCCAUCGGUCAGCCAUCCUGAGUCACCCUAAACCAAUUAUUGUGAAGGACAUGUUGUCCUUUUUGGGACUGACCGGAUACAGCCGAACUUACAUUGCAGAUUACACGGAUCUGACGCAACCACUGAGGGCUCUGGUGCGGCCACAUGGCCUGCGGAGCCUCAGCGCCACUCUGACGUGGGAUCAACCUGCAGAGGAGGCUUUCAUCACUCUCAAGCAGAGGUUGGCCCAAGCAGCUGAUUUGGCGUUACCUGAUUAUUCUCUCCCGUUUCAUUUAGAUGUUUCUGAAACUGGAGACGUCGUGAACGCCGUCUUGUUUCAGAAAAAGGGGGGAGAGAGGAAGGUAUUGAUGUAUAUUAGCACCAAACUCGACACCACAGAACAGCGACAUCCGUCAUGCACCAGACAUGUGGCAGGAGUGGCAAAAGCCGUGCAGAAAACAGCACACAUUGUGAUGGGCCAUGCCCUGCACAUCCUGACCACGCACAGUGUGGUGGCCUAUGUGAACUCACAAACGUUCACAAUGACGUCUCUAAGACAGCAGAGGCUCAGCACAAUUUUAGAGGCGCCACAUUUAACUUUUGUCCAUGACUGCAUCAACAUGGCUGAUCGAAUGGGGGGAGGGGCACCCCACGAAUGUGAGGCCAGGGUUAGGAAAGAGGAAAAGGUCAGGGAGGACCUAGCAGCCGAACAGAUAGAAGGUACGGAGGAGUGGUUUACUGAUGGAUGUUGUUUUCGAACAGAGAGUGGAAGUUUGCAAGCAGGGUUUGCAGUGGUAGCGAGAGAAGGCCUGGGAUUCAGGACACUGAAAGCAGAGAGACUGGAGGGGGCCCAAUCGGAGAUCAGGGCAGUCAUUGAAGCUUUAAAAUUGGCCGAAGGUAAAGCAGUCACCCUCUAUUCAGACUCAGCGUAUGCGGUGGGGGCUGUGCAUGUGGAACUCAGCCAGUGGCUGAGGGCUGGGUUCUUAACGGCAGGAAACAAACCGAUUAAGCAUGAGGCAGAUAUGAGAGAGUUAGCAGAGGCAUUGAUGCUUCCGGAGAAAAUAGCUGUGGUAAAGUGCAAAGGACAUGAGGGGUCAGGGACAGUGAUAGCACAAGGCAAUCAAGCUGCAGAUGCGGAAGCAAAAGUGGCAGCGGGGUAUGAGGUAAGCAGACAGAUGGUUACAGUAGAAGAGGAACUGGAGGGACAGGGCAGGCUGACCUCAAGCAGGAUCCGAGUCAUGCAGGCCCAAGCCUCCCCAGAGGAGAAGAACAUGUGGGCAGAAAAGGGGGGCAUAGAAACAGAGGGCCUGUGGUGUAAUAGGGAGGGGAAGCCAGCCCUACCUAUGGGAAUUAGGCAACAGGUCAUAGAGGAGGCACACGGUGUGGGGCAUGUGGGGACAGGACAGAUGCUUCACAAUUUGAGAGCAUGGUGGCAUCCGUUCCUGAAGGAUAUGGUAAAGGAGUUUGUGAGAAGCUGUGAGAUCUGUGCGCUGCAUAACCCAAGACCCACGGUAAAACCAGAAAAGGGUCAGCUUCCAGCAUGUCAUAGGACUGGAGAGGAAAUAGUCCUAGACUACACCGACAUGAUAAUACCGGUGCGUGGGAUGCGAUAUGUGCUGAUGUGAGUGGAUGCAUUCUCAGGGUGGCCAGAAGCCUGGCCCACUAGGAGAGAAGACGGGGCCUCGGUGGUGAAGUUCCUAGUAAACCAUUGUAUACGGCAUGGGUUCCCCGAGAGGGUGAGGUCAGACAAUGGUUCACAUUUCAAAAGCGAGGAUCUGCAGAAGGCAGAAAGGGCGUUGGGACUUAAACAUGCGUUCGGGACAGUGUAUCAUCCUCAGUCCCAGGGGAAGGUGGAACGCAUGAACCAGACGGUCAAACAAAAAUUGGCAAAAAUCUGUGCACAGACUAAAUUGAAUUGGGUUGAGGCAUUACCCCUGGCACUAAUGUCAAUCAGGUGCUUCAUAAAUCGGGGAACCGGGUUCACUCCGUUCGAGUUGCAGACAGGACGACAAUUCCCAGGGCCCUACGGAGGACUCGAGGGGAAACCAGAACAAGGAGGGGUAAGCACGGCCAAAGCAUAUUAUGAGGAGUUACAAGUGCUGGUGAAAGAUUUCUCCAAGCAGGUCCAGGAAACGAGACCAGGGGCCCAGCCAGCCAAGCCACAUACAGCGGAGUGGGUCCUUCUGAAGGUCAUCAAAAGGAAGUGGUCAGAGCCCAGGUGGACCGGCCCCUUCCAAGUCACGGAACGGACGUCUCACGCAGUGCGGCUGAAAGGCAAAGGUGAAACCUGGUACCAUUGGAGCCAGUGCGCAGCGGUAGCAGAGCCCAGCAGAUCACUCGCCGAGAUCCAGGAGGACCUCGCCGACAGCGCAAAGCAACCCGGUUCGGCUGAACCGGCAGUAACUCAGGUCCCAGCAGUAGGGGCAGAAUAAUCCCCUGACCUGAGGCAACCAGCAGGGUAGUCCACCCCUGACUGAAAGAAGACGACUACACCUCAUCCACCAGAGAAAGAUCGGGACCAGGAUGACGAUGAUCAAGAUAAAAAGGGGGACUGCGGGGGGAAAACAAGUAAUGUGUAUGACGUAUAACGUGACUAACAUGCCGAUGGUGAAAAUGUACGGUUCUGUCACCAAGGCGCUAGAAGGUCUCCACACCCUCUCUUACACCCUACAUGAGCAGUCUGGCAUAGGGAACCUUUGGGACGACUGGAUAGCCUCCAAGUUUGGGCAGUGUAAGGGGCUAAUUGCUUUGAUACUAAUAUCGAGUGCUACAUGCACUGGUCACUUGUGGCUGUUGUUGUAUUCCCUGCCUAUGUGCUCUUGCAAUUCGGCUGAUCACAUCCACUAUAGGGAACAAGGACAGGGACUCCCACACGUACAUGUUAACAGUGCCCCUCCUUGCGACCGCAGAGGAAGGAGGGCCGGUGGAGGUACCAUUGCCUGUUUAGAGUGUCCUCCUUGAUAGGUGAUCUCCUUGCGGAGAUCAAAAGGGGGAUACCGCAAAAUUUCGCACAAAGCCAUCCAAUCAUUAGAACCUGUAGUGAUCUCCUUGCGGAGAUCAAAAGGGGGAUACCGCAAAUUUUCGCGCAAAGCAAUGUAAUCAUUAAAACCAGUAAUGAUCUCUUAGUAGAGAUCAAAAGGGGGAAUUGAAGGGGGGCUAGGCCGCGUGCUAACCUCUGUCACACUGAGAAUGGGGAACUAACUGGAACUGGAACAUAGGCAGGACAAAAAGGGGGGCUCCGGCCCUCCUCGAAGUGCAAGUAAAUUUAGAAAAGCAGAAGGUACAUUGACAGGGUCGCGGUAACAUUAAGCUUACGCUUGACGUGCGGGGACAUAACAAGGGAGGGGGUCGCUGACACUGCUAAAUUGCAACAUAACAAGACAAGGUAAAAGGGAACGGGUGUGGGGACUAACGCCAGCAAUUUCAAAACAACACUUGUAUGUUACGUCAACUGGAAAAAUACCAACAAGAACAGUAGACGCCCUAAACGGGGUAUAAAAACCAGACCCUGACAAGAGAUAUUGAGCUACUCUUGGUAUGUACUGUUUUGUGCAUCUAAGUGUGCUCCCGGAUUGCAAUCUGUGACGUCAUUAAAAAGAGCUGACUUGCAACCAA
Brienomyrus brachyistius is the source of this 6490-nucleotide messenger RNA. RefSeq lists its product as uncharacterized. Gene Ontology annotation, biological process: proteolysis; DNA integration. Gene Ontology annotation, molecular function: RNA-DNA hybrid ribonuclease activity; zinc ion binding; aspartic-type endopeptidase activity. NCBI's taxonomy places the organism in Eukaryota, Metazoa, Chordata, Actinopteri, Osteoglossiformes, Mormyridae. The record is from RefSeq and is a predicted model, not a curated record.